This is a messenger RNA of Pygocentrus nattereri (red-bellied piranha), 1045 nucleotides long. It is a transcript of the gene pgfa, whose product is annotated as placental growth factor a. Gene Ontology annotation, molecular function: vascular endothelial growth factor receptor binding; chemoattractant activity; growth factor activity. The record is from RefSeq and is a predicted model, not a curated record. Gene Ontology annotation, cellular component: membrane. The transcript is spliced from 8 exons. Lineage: Eukaryota; Metazoa; Chordata; Actinopteri; Characiformes; Serrasalmidae. Gene Ontology annotation, biological process: sprouting angiogenesis; response to hypoxia; vascular endothelial growth factor signaling pathway. Bases 259 to 750 code for a protein of 163 amino acids.
CCUAUGCUUGUAUUAUAAAAGAAUUUACAAUUGUGAUCCAGAAAUGGCACUACAAUUUAUUCUAAAACUAUAAUUAAUCCAUUUCUAGGAAACCAAACUGUUGUGUUUUUAUGCUCAAACACACUGAUUCCAACCCAAGGAAAACCAGAAGCAGGGUCAAGAACCAUCAAUGCCUCAACUUCUCUUGGCACACCACACUCUAAAGUGUUGCUGUUUCAGGAGGUGUGGAGUCGAAGCCUGUGUCGCUCUCUGGAGAAGAUGGUAGCGGUGGAGCAGGAGUACCCAGGUGGUGUGGAGCACAUAUUCAGUCCUGGCUGUGUGCCUCUACAACGCUGCUCUGGCUGUUGUAAUGAUGAGAAACUAGAGUGCUUCCCUACUUUUACACACAAUAUUACAAUGCAGCUGGUGAAAAUAAGCCCAUCACAGAGGACCAGGCAGUAUGUGGAGCUUUCAUUUUUGGAGCACCACUCCUGUGAGUGCAGACCCAAAAGGAAUCACAAUAGAAAUCUGAGAGAGAAGUUAAGCAGCCCACACAGAAGAAGGAAAGGAAAACAGGGAAAGAAGAGAACAGCAAAUUGUGGCAAAAAUAUCAUGGAGAAAUCUUCAGACAUUCUCCCCAGGAAAAAAAAAUCCAAUUAUGGGAAAUGUCUUGACUGUCCUGUUUCUCCUCAACAUAGAGUUUAUAAACGCUGUGUACUAAUAAUAUCAGCUAACAGGAGAAUCUCCAGUCCCUCUCUUUUUCCACCCUAAAUACAAAAAACCAAGGACAUGAACUCUGGCUUCCUGAAAAUGGACAAGAAGCAGGUGCAUUUGGGACAUAAAUGAUGAUAAGGACCUCAUCUGUGUCUGGGAUGAUGCCCUGCCCUACCCUCCCCUGGCAACGAACACAAUCUCUGGGAGGGGUAGAAUGACAAACUCAGAUUACUGUAAUCCUAUCUGUUUUGUUAUCAGGUUAAUACUUUUGUUGUAUUGGGAAAUGUUGUGGGAGUGAAAAAGACAAAUAACUUCAUUACAAGUUGAGAGAUCAUAAAAGUGAAUACUGUGA